GUUGUUUGGUGGUCAUGUGACUAGUUGUAGUUUAUUUUUCGUCGAUUAGCGACUUCUUUAAUUUGAUUAUGGCUAAGUACUGUUACGACUUCGAUUACUCGACGUUAUCUACGUCCAUAACUCGCAGUGAACUUCCGGCAGAUUUAUCGAUUAAUUUUGAAAAUAGUUCAGUCGAGACUCUGGAAUCUUGUGCAGAGGAGCAGGAUUCGAUGGAUGCUCCUCUCAUCUCUGUACCACGUGACAGACAUUACUUUGUUUUCUCGACGUUUUUUCUUCUAGGAAUAUGCUCCUUAUUACCUUGGAACUUCUUUAUAACUGCCAACGAUUACUGGAUGUAUAAAUUUAGGAAUGUGAGCAGCAACACGAGUUAUGAUCCAAAUCACAAGAAUUUCUUGCAAACUGCCUUCACCAGUUACUUAGCAAUUGCUAAUAAUGUUCCUUUUAUCUUUAUAUUGUUUCUGAAUCCGUUCUUCUGUUACAAGAUACCCGAGAAAAUAAGGAACGGCGGAUCGCUGGUCGGCACCUCCCUCGUCUUUUGCGUGAUUACUGCGUUUAUUAAAAUUCCGACCGAAGCCUGGCAGAGUACGUUCUUCGCCAUUACCAUGUUCUUGGUUUGUUUGAUUAGCGUAAUGAGCGGAGUCUUUCAGGGAGGAGUGGCGGCCCUGGCUGCGAUAUUUCCUGCCAAGUACAUGUACGCCGUCAUGACGGGACAGGCCGUGGCGGGUAUAAUUUCUUCUCUCUCCGAAAUAUUAUCCCUGUUAAAUGACGGUCGUCCCACCGACAGUGCUCUUGGAUAUUUCAUGUGUGCUAUCCUGAUUAUUGUUUGUGCUAAGGCCUGUUAUUUUAUCAUGCACAAAACUGCAUUUUUCCGGUAUCACAUCAUCAAGGUGGAGAGUUUUUCGGAGAAGCCGGGAAUACCGAAACUUGCCACGGUAAAUAUUAAAUUGAUAAUUUCCAUAUUUAAGAAGAUUUGGAUAGAAUGCAUGACUUCCAUGCUGAUAUAUUGGGUGACGCUAAGCAUUUUUCCUGCCAUUUGCGUACUGGUAUUGUCAAAAAAUUAUAAAAGUGGCGAUCCGUGGGACCAGAUUUACUUUUUACCCGUCUGUUGUUUCCUCCUGUUCAACGUUUCGGAUUUUGUAGGAAGAACUAUUUGUAAAUGGAUUUCCGUUUCGUCACGCUGGUUAUUACUGUCGUUAUCCGUUAUACGUAUCGUGUAUAUACCACUAUUUAUGAUGUGUAAUACUCGUCCGAGGUCCGUUCUACCCGCCAUCUUCGGAGACGUCGAAUACAUUGUACUGAUAGUUACUUUGGGAAUCACAAAUGGUGCCAUAUGCACGUUAGCAAUGAUGGUGGGACCAAAAAGGGUUGCAAGCAAUUUUAAAGAGAUUGCCGGCUUUAUUCUAGUUGCAUUUCUUGGAGCUGGACUAACUUUGGGAUCAGUCUUUUCGUACAUAAUAAUAGAAUUGUUUUUCUUGAAAAUUUAGAAGCCAAAGUGUUAAAAAUGUAAAAUUGUUUUAGGAAUACUAGUAUAAAAUAUUGAGAAAACACAUAGCAGAAUUAGAAUUGGUUGAAAAUUAGACAUUUUAUAAAGUCACUGACUCAAAGAAUUUAAAUUCAAGUGAGCUUGACAUGAAAUACAGUUCAUAAUUUUAUUAUGCCCACAUCAUUGGGUUCCAUUACUUGAUGACAAUUACUAAAUGCAAAAUUUUUUUAUUAACAAAUAUUUUUAAAGUAAUUUUUAACAGUAUAAUACACAGAUAACAGAACCAUUAAUAUUGUAGUCCAUAUAUAUCAGAAUACAACUGUAUAUAUUCAUAGUGGCCAGAUUGUGGUUUCGGGCUACAUGCUGCUCUUCUCAACCCUUACUGUAGUUGCUCCUGUAUAUGUAUAGAAUUUCUUUUUAUAAACUUGGUACACAUUACUUAUACAUACAUAAUAUUUUUGUAAGUUUGCUGAUUAUUAUGUAGUGUGAUAUAAAGGCAGAUUGUAAGUGUAACUUGCAAGUUUACCUCAAACAGAAACUGAAGGCUGUGGAUGCAUUUGUUAAACAAAUGUUUACCUACUUGUUCAUGAAGUAACAGUGACAUUUACUUAUAGAACAGUGAUAACUAUAUUUUAACUGUAUAUAAUAUAAAAUACCAUUCUGCAACAAUGAUAUUCUUAUAGUAUAAUCAUUGCAAAACAGAAAAUAUAGACAGGAGAACACUUCUAUUUACAAAUCAAAGCUGUCAAUACUAAUUUCAUACUGUUCAAAUUCUGAUGUACACUUCUUAUCAAUUUUUUUGAUAGAUUCAUCAAUGACAUAUGUGAAAAACUAUUUUAUAAAAUUCCUUAUGAUAUGCAGAAAUAUCAAGAUUUUACAAAAUCAAUUUGUAUCCAUGUAUUUACUUACUAUUGUAUUUUAACUCAAGGAUAUUUUGCUUAAUUUAAAUCUUACAAGAGAGUAAAUUUUACAAAAAAAUAUUCAUUUUAGAUCACUUUUUAUUGUAUAUAUAUUGCCAGAGUACAAAUUUGAGAAAGAAGAAACAGAAGAUACUGUGGUUUGAUCUAAUUAUGAGAAAAUGUGAUAAAUUAGACCAAUAAUUAUCUUACACUUUGAUCUCAAUUGUAAAGAGACCAAUUUCAAAUCCAAUUUAGACAUUUAUAAUUGUAUCAUAAAUUUUUGAAUGAUUCUGUAAAUAAAUUGUUUUUUAAGUUAUUGUUUUUGCAUUUUACCUUGUUAAUGUUGUCAUAAAGUAAAAUUUUAGAUAAAUUCCAUCAAUAAAAACUAGUUUGAUUCAUUUCUCUCCCUUCCUUCAAUUAAUAAUCUAAUUAAUAACCGUCUUAAUUCUAAUUUACAAAUUCUUAGUAUUAAAAACUUUAGAUUUUUGAUGCAACAUUAACAUGCUAUAAACCAUGUAGAAGUAAACAAGUGCUGGCAUAUGCAAGAGAUGAAUUAAUAUUUGUUUUGUGUAUAAUUUAAGUCCACAUCAGAUAUAAACCUGGACCUCCUGUGACUAGUGAUGAUACAGGGUUGAUCCUAUCUUCUAUCUUCAAUUACAUGAUGCUUUUAUAUUUACAUUGCUGAAAAUUGCAACAGUAGAAUA
Molecule: messenger RNA, 3086 nt
Organism: Centruroides sculpturatus (bark scorpion)
Lineage: Eukaryota; Metazoa; Arthropoda; Arachnida; Scorpiones; Buthidae
Gene: Ent1
Product: equilibrative nucleoside transporter 1-like
Exons: 1
Coding region: 69-1484 (471 amino acids)
Biological process (GO): nucleoside transmembrane transport
Cellular component (GO): plasma membrane
Molecular function (GO): nucleoside transmembrane transporter activity
Source: RefSeq, a predicted model, not a curated record